AUGUAUGUUGAUGUUCACAUUGACGUGGAGGAUAAUGUUGACAUUGACAUUCAUCUUUAUGUUUACGUUAAUGUUCAAGCUAACGUUGAUGUUCUUGCUCAUGUUGAUGUUCACGUGAACAUUAACGUUCUUGUUCAUGUAGAUGGUCAAGUUUACAUUAACUUUGAAGUUCACAUUCAUGUCGACGUUCAGGUUCACAUUGACGUUGACAUUGAAGUUCACUAUCAUAUUGAUGUUAGCGUUGACAUUGACGUUCAUGUAGACGUUUACGUACACAUUCAUCUUGACAAUCACGUUCAUGUUAAUGUUUACGUAGACGUUCAUGUUGACAUGCACGUUAACUUUGACUUGCACAUUUACAUUGAUAUUGAUAUUAAAGUAGACAUUGACGUUUAG
This is a messenger RNA of Solanum pennellii, 396 nucleotides long. RefSeq lists its product as uncharacterized. The coding region runs from base 1 to 396 and encodes 131 amino acids. Lineage: Eukaryota; Viridiplantae; Streptophyta; Magnoliopsida; Solanales; Solanaceae. The transcript is spliced from 2 exons. The record is from RefSeq and is a predicted model, not a curated record.